AUGCAUGUUUAUUUUAAAGGAAAAUCCCACCUGGCCAUCGUCCAGAAGGUGAACAACGAGGGGGAGGGAGAUCCCUUCUACGAGGUGUUGGGGCUGGUCACCCUCGAAGACGUCAUCGAAGAGAUUAUCAAAUCAGAGAUUCUGGAUGAAUCGGAUCUUUACACUGAUAACCGCAACAGGAAAAAAGUGGCGCCCAAUAAAAACAAGAUAGACUUCUCCGCCUUCAAGAACGAGAGUGAAUCAAAAGUGAAGUGCUCUCCUCAGCUGCUGCUGGCCGCACAUCGCUUCCUGGCUACAGAGGUGAGCUUGUUCAGCCCAUCUCAGAUCUCAGACAAGGUGCUGCUGCGGAUCCUGCGCCACCCCGAUGUGAUCCAGGAGAUCAAGUUCAGUGACAGUGACAAGCGUUCGCUCCAUCACUACGUCUACCAGAGGAGCAAGCCCGUCGACUACUUUGUUCUCAUCCUGCAGGGGCGAGUGGAGGUGGAGGCCGGCAACGAGAACAUGAAGUUUGAGACCGGACCUUUCUCCUUCUACGGAGUCAUGGCGCUCAAUGCUCCCACACUGGAGUUCCGUUCUCCGUCCCACAUCAGCGGGUUGAACCGCACAUCCUCUCUGAGCGGAGCGGACCGCACGGAGUCGCUCUCCAUCAGCGGCAGCAACAGCCAGCUCAACAGCAGCCUCCCAUCGCAGCAGUACACGCCCGACUUCUACGUCCGAGCGCUCACAGACCUGCAGUUUGUCAAGAUCACACGGUCCCAGUACCAGAACGGACUGAUGGCGUCCCGUCUGGACAGCACCCCCCAGUCCCCGGAGAGCGGCCACAACUCCAUUCGGAUGGAUCAGACCACCCCCCCCGCCACGGCCAACACCACCAUCACGAACCUGGGAGGGGACUCCCCCCCGACAGAGAACGGGCCGGACGAGACCACGCUCCUCCUCCUCAACGAGCAGAACUCACCGCACACAGCCAACCACCACAGCCCCCUGGAAAACAGCAUUUGACACCCCCCACCCCGUCUACACCCCUAGUUUGCACGCAUGCACUACUCCAUCGAAAAUAUGCUGAAGAGGGAAGGAGUGAGUGAGUGAGUGAGUGUGUGUGUGUGUGUGUGUGUGUGUGUGUGUGUGUGUGUGUGUGUGUGUGUUCAACCAAACGGCCAUCACCAGACUUGGUGGGAACUGAAACCAAAAGAGGGAAGCUUGAUCACAUUCUGACUAGAAAAUACUUUACAAAAUCGGAGACUUUAUUUAUUGAGUUCAAUGUGUGUGUACAUAUAUUAUUGUCAAUAAUGGGGGGACGAGAAAUGUGAUUUAAAUGUUUGCCUCAAUGUGAGAUUUUACAUGGUGAAUAUUUCUUCAGUGGUUAUGUAUGGGUUUCCCUUUUUUGUUAAUCAGAUCUGGGGAAGGGUGGUCACGCUGAACAGCAGACCUUAACAUUUAUUGAUGUUUGUAUAUCUGUAGCUAAACACACCUCUCAGCCUCGACAUCACCCACAUUUGUUCAGAAGUACGGGAAGCAAUGUUGUAUAUUUCUUUUGAUUUUCACAAUGCCUGUUUUUCACAGAACUGCACACACUCCAGUUGUAUUUUACUGUACUUUCUGAGGAGAUUUUAAAGGAAAGGUCUUUCCUAAAACUCAUAAAUGUUGUGUCUUGUGACCGAUUUUUCGUU
Notothenia coriiceps (black rockcod) is the source of this 1670-nucleotide messenger RNA. RefSeq names its product metal transporter CNNM4-like. Gene Ontology annotation, molecular function: magnesium ion transmembrane transporter activity; sodium ion transmembrane transporter activity. Gene Ontology annotation, biological process: magnesium ion homeostasis; magnesium ion transport. Gene Ontology annotation, cellular component: plasma membrane. The record is from RefSeq and is a predicted model, not a curated record. The transcript is spliced from 7 exons. Lineage: Eukaryota; Metazoa; Chordata; Actinopteri; Perciformes; Nototheniidae. Bases 1 to 1002 code for a protein of 333 amino acids.